AAUUUUGUUGAUUUAUUGCAUGAAACAAAUUCAGCAGACGCAACCUAAAACAGAGCUCUGGGCGUCCUCGGGCAGUAUUUGGAUAAAGAUGAUUGCAAACUUAUCACCUCUGAAUCACGAUAGGCGAGAGAGUGAGAGAGCGAGAGACCCAAGGAAGGGAGGGACUGAGGAAGGAAGGGAGGCGCCGAAGUUGUCCGGCGAAGCGCACCGCCGACUUCAAGCCUCUCCUCCGCGGCGCGUAAAAGAAAAAAAAAAUGUAUCUUUAAUUUGAAGCGUUACUGCAUUCCGUACCGAAGCGACGACAGCACAGCUCAUCUAAUCGCAAUCACAUAAAAAACAAAAAAACAAACAAAAAAAAAAAACCGAAGAACAUCUCCGACUGCCCAAUGCAUCCAUGAUUCGUUACGGGAAAACAAGCGUUGUUCUCCUGCUGGUCCUCCUCACAGCGCAAGAAAGUUUUACGUCCAAAGCAGAGGACCGUUUAUUUCGGAGGUUAUUCCGAAGGUACAACCAAUUCAUCCGACCAGUGGAGAAUGUGUCUGAUCCGGUUACCGUGGAGUUUGAGGUGUCCAUAUCUCAACUCGUGAAAGUGGAUGAAGUGAAUCAAAUAAUGGAAACUAAUUUGUGGCUGAGACAUGUCUGGAAUGACUACAAACUAAGAUGGGCUCCUAUUGAGUAUGAUGGAAUCGAGUUCAUUCGAGUUCCAUCCAACAAGAUUUGGAGGCCUGACAUUGUUUUAUACAACAAUGCUGUGGGGGAUUUUCUGGUGGAGGACAAGACCAAGGCUCUGCUGAAGUUUGAUGGCACCAUUACUUGGGUUCCUCCGGCUAUCUUUAAAUCCUCCUGCCCCAUGGAUAUCACUUACUUCCCUUUUGACUACCAGAACUGCUCCAUGAAAUUUGGCUCAUGGACCUAUGACAAAGCCAAAAUCGACCUGGUGCUCAUUGGCUCAAAGGUCAACCUCAAAGACUUCUGGGAAAGCGGAGAAUGGGAGAUCAUUGACGCACCUGGUUACAAGCACGACAUCAAGUAUAACUGCUGUGAGGAGAUCUACCCAGACAUCACCUACUCCUUCUACAUCCGCCGCCUGCCACUCUUCUACACCAUCAACCUCAUCAUCCCCUGUCUCCUUAUAUCUUUCCUCACCGUCCUGGUCUUCUAUCUGCCAUCCGACUGUGGUGAGAAGGUCACCCUGUGCAUCUCUGUUCUGCUCUCCCUAACUGUGUUCCUGCUGGUCAUCACAGAGACCAUCCCCUCCACAUCACUUGUUAUACCACUGAUCGGCGAAUAUCUCCUCUUCACCAUGAUUUUUGUCACGCUCAGCAUUGUCAUCACCGUUUUCGUGCUGAACGUACACUACCGCACCCCCAUGACCCACACAAUGCCUGAGUGGGUAAGGUCCGUGUUCCUCGGGGUGCUGCCGAGGGUGAUGCUGAUGAGGCGGCCGAUUGACCAAGGCGGCUCAUCUACCACCAGCGUCACAGCAGGGACAGGAGGAGCGGGAAGCGGCGGAGGGAACAAAAAGAGAAAGAACAGUGUUGGAAGUGGGUCAGGAAGUGUGAGCGUCGGAGGGAUCACAGGAGGGGUGGCGUGCCCUCCGCUGGAUGGUGGGGGAGGUGGAGGAGGGGCCUCAUCAGUAGGCGGCUCCAUGAACUGUAUCGAGUAUGGUGAGAUAAACCGCGAUAUUAAGCGGGAUAUGAACAGAAGAUGUCCCUACAGAGGGAAGGAGGUUCCCACACCUGUCCCUCCUCCAAAGGUUCUCCCUGUAUCCCAGGGCCCUCAGACCCAGAGGCCCCCAGAGUCAGAGCUACCUAAACUCCCGAGGGCCUUGAACUCAGCAUCUCAAGUGAAUGCUGUCGUGGCGUUUUCCGUCAUUUCGCCUGAGGUCAAGCAGGCCAUUGAGAGUGUGAAGUACAUCGCUGAGAACAUGAGGACUCGCAACAAAGCCAAAGAGGUGGAAGACGACUGGAAGUACGUCGCCAUGGUCAUCGACAGGAUCUUCCUGUGGGUGUUUGUGAUGUUCAGGGUGUACCCUGCCUCCUGCCUGAUGACAGCUGGGAUAGACUACAGGACAACCUGCGACCCUUUCUGAGGAUAAGCGACUAAAAGAAUUGAUGGAUAGAUAGAUGUUGUAGUUCAUUGAUUUGAUGAAUGCAGCACACUGUAAUUUUUAGGCAUAUGGUUAAAAAAUAAUUGGAUGGAUGGAUGGAUGGAUGGAUCUUCAUUUCCUAGUUGACUAAGUGAACUAUUAUGUGCUGUGAGCAAGCUCUUUAUCCAUGUCAAAUCUGUUGUUUAGUCAAUGACAGCGACCCCUCCCUCCACACCACACCCAGUAGGCCUGCUUAUGUUUUAUUGUUCAUUAUCUAUUUUUGAUUUAGUCCUUUUCACCAGGUUUAUUUAUCAAGCAGCCUUACAAUGUCCACAGUCGCACAAAGUGUAGCAUGGUUAUAAAAAAAAGAUGUAUAUACAGAGAAGAAAAUAAGUGUUUGAAAACCCUGCUAUAUUGCAAGUUUUUCCAUUUAGAAAUCAUGUAGGGGUUUGAAAUUGUCAUCAUAGGUGUAUGACCACUGAGAUAAUCUAAAAAUAAAAAUCCUGAAAUCCCAA
Syngnathoides biaculeatus (alligator pipefish) is the source of this 2604-nucleotide messenger RNA. Its product is annotated as neuronal acetylcholine receptor subunit alpha-3-like. The transcript has 8 exons. Gene Ontology annotation, biological process: nervous system process; monoatomic ion transmembrane transport; regulation of membrane potential. Bases 395 to 2092 code for a protein of 565 amino acids. The record is from RefSeq and is a predicted model, not a curated record. Gene Ontology annotation, molecular function: transmembrane signaling receptor activity; acetylcholine-gated monoatomic cation-selective channel activity. Gene Ontology annotation, cellular component: neuron projection; postsynaptic membrane; synapse. NCBI's taxonomy places the organism in Eukaryota, Metazoa, Chordata, Actinopteri, Syngnathiformes, Syngnathidae.